UUUGGAAUGAUUCAUUUGGUCGGUGUUAAACAUGUGCGCAACUUUGUAAGUCAUUAAAUCUCAAACCUUUGAACAACAUGUGGGGACAGUUGAUAACUGCUCUGGCCUGUACUUUGGAGAUUUUAGCGGAAGACUGUGUGACCCCAUCGGAUUCGCAGUUCAGCCGGGCGAGUUACAGGCCGUUUUACGGGCGAACUGCUUCCGGAAAGACCUUCUACAACUCCGGAGAGCGGCUACGUGACGGCAUUUUUAUCCGGGUGGUAUGUAACAAGGACCGUCAAGGAGAUGCUGUGUUGAACAUCAGUAAACAUUUGUGCAGCGCCGGAAAUUGGAGUCCAACACUUCCGGUUUGCCAAGACAAUAAACGAUGCCGAGCGCCCCCUAGGAUUGAGAAUGCCACAGCGUCCGAAAGAAUCACGCCCUACAUAACCUUCCCCCACCAGACUGUUGUACAUUACAAAUGUAACGCAGGCUUCGAUGAGCGUGGAACCACGUCAAACGCUACGUGCUUUGACGGAGAAUGGACGUCCGCCGAUGUCAUUUGCGUUGCAACCACCAUAGCCACCCACACAACCACACUUACAACAACUACCACACCUAGAACAAUCACCUCUCCCACAAAAACCACAACAUCUACAACAAUCACUACACCUUCAACAACGUCCACACCGACAACGACCACAACACCUUGGCCGACAACAGCGACUAUGGCCACAGUAACAACAACGCAUAAGGCAACGAUGCCGUCAAAGAAAAAAGAGCAUAGAGAAAUAACUACUCAAAAUAAUCGGUGUGUGUACGACAGGACCCGAUAUGUCUUCAAACCGAACAUUACUGCGGAUGGAAUUGGCCGAACCACGGAAUACGUAAACUCGGGAACAUUCGUUCACGUAGAAUGCAUUGCACCGAAAGGUAUACCAAGUUAUGACUCUAAGUGCACAGAUUCGCUUUGGGAUCCAGCCCUGCCGAAUUGCGAUGCAGCGGUCAACUGUACGUUAGAAAACUUCGAUGUUCGCAACGUUGAGGUACUGUUCAAAGACAAUGUGAAAACGGAUGGUGAUGUUAUCCCAGAUGGCUGUUCGGUGGUGGCAAGAUGUAAAGGUACAAACAACCCAAAUAUUCUGAGACAAGAAUCCGAUACCACUAUGGUUUGUAAGAAAGGGCAACUGCAAGGUCGAAUCCCGACGCAAUGUCCAACAGUAUUAUAUGCCUGCUCCAUCGUGCAGUACGCUAAUACGAGUGGUCCUUUAAAUAACGACUACGAGGUGAAGUGCUUCAAUGGAUACGAAAUGCAGCCACACCUGCAAGCACGUUUUGAGUGCAACUGGCGAGGAGUGUGGCACCCAUACGUACCUAGAUGUAUCCCUGAUGAAUCAUGCCAAGUCGUGUACGACAGUGCCAAAGCCGAAGUCAAACUGAUGGAUGGAUCGGGAAAACGUCCAAACCGGAGAAUCAGCAGUGGUCAGACAAUCUCAAUGGCUUGUACGCAAGGUCACGUUCCUGACAACAUUACUCUGACAUGUGACCGCGGAGUAUACAAUGAGACAAGCAACACAAAUCCACCGUUGUGCAAACUAGUCAUUUGUGAGCCACCACCUCUAUCGGCCGAUGUAGUUUACACGCCAAUGAAUAAAAGCUACCGAUUCAAGGACAAUGUAGUAAUACAACGUUGCCAGGGUAAACUAUGGUUUCAAGAUUACCAGCGUUUAAGUUGCACAGCAGACGGAACUUGGAACGGGACAGCAACAUGCACACCGUACUGUCAACAUGGCACUGAAAAAUGGGAGGAAAAGCAGAAUUCUGAUCUGAUAAAAUAUAUUAUCAGAAACAUUACCGUGGAAUCAUACCAGGAGUGCCUUACCUAUUGCAAGAUCUAUGACCGUGUUCUGUGCCGCGCGUUCGCAUAUGGAUUUGACCAGGGAAAGCGCAGAUGCCGUAUCACGUAUGAAAACCCAAGCAGUCGAAACGCCAUAGAUAUGUUGGGCGCAAGGCAACUCUGGACGGUGUGGUUUCGAAAGUGCGACUAGAUUACAAUAAUUUUGCUCUUGGACCUAUACAGUGAAAGAGCUUGAACAUGCAUACUUGUGUAUACCUUUGCACACGAUGCUCUUUUGGUCCGGUUUGAUUAUUGUUUUCAUGCAAAUUUCACGUGUAUGUAUCUUUGCUUGAUAUUAACAAUAUGUGUAAGGCUGUUUGUUAUGUAAAUAAAUAAAAUCAUAUCUGCUUUGUGAU
Dreissena polymorpha is the source of this 2232-nucleotide messenger RNA. Its product is annotated as complement receptor type 2-like. The transcript has 12 exons. Lineage: Eukaryota; Metazoa; Mollusca; Bivalvia; Myida; Dreissenidae. The coding region runs from base 78 to 2027 and encodes 649 amino acids. The record is from RefSeq and is a predicted model, not a curated record.